Trichomycterus rosablanca is the source of this 714-nucleotide messenger RNA. RefSeq lists its product as uncharacterized. Lineage: Eukaryota; Metazoa; Chordata; Actinopteri; Siluriformes; Trichomycteridae. The transcript has 5 exons. Bases 1 to 609 code for a protein of 202 amino acids. The record is from RefSeq and is a predicted model, not a curated record.
AUGUACCUCAUAGUAGAGUUUGUUGGGGAGGAGCAAACCGGACCAGUGGCAAAAUCUUGGUAUAAGGAUGGCUUCUCCUGGUGGCCUCCCUACAAAGAUGAAAACCGACUCUUGAAAAGUGUCAGGAAAUCAGAGGUCCCACAGCCUGAUAAAGGGUGGAGCAAGCACAGCGUGCGAAUACUUUAUGAAUCAGAGUCGUUUGACAACAUUGUUGCCAACUGGAAAAAGUCAUGUUACACAUCAGAUCUUAACUCAGAAACUGAGUUAAGAAACUCCAGCACAGAAACUCUGGGAAAGAGAGUCAGGAAAAAGAAAAUAUACUCUUCAUCUGAACAAGAAGAAGAAGAAGAACCACAACCUGCCAAAGUAAAAAAACUUGCAAAUGCACCAAGGCCCCCAGCCCCACCACAAAGACAGAAACAUGGUUCAAAAAAUAACGCACUAACCAGCACCUUUCAGCCUGGAAGAGCAGAGCAGGAGUGGUGUAACAAUCUGUCAGAUAGUCAAGCUGCCGCGAUGAAAAAUCCAGUACUGCCAGCGCCGACUGAAGCAGAAGCGGAGAACUGCUUAAAAGAUUACUUGCGGCUGGCACCAGGAAGGAGACUUUAAAUUACAUUUUAUUUAGUAGUUAAUUGCUAUUUUUGUUUUGUUAUUUGUGUUCAUCGUAAUUAUUAUUGUAAUGUUUAUUUAUCAUAUAUAAAAAAUUUGAUUCAU